Molecule: messenger RNA, 3127 nt
Organism: Eriocheir sinensis (Chinese mitten crab)
Lineage: Eukaryota; Metazoa; Arthropoda; Malacostraca; Decapoda; Varunidae
Product: paired box protein Pax-2-like
Exons: 5
Coding region: 808-1977 (389 amino acids)
Biological process (GO): regulation of transcription by RNA polymerase II; anatomical structure development
Molecular function (GO): RNA polymerase II cis-regulatory region sequence-specific DNA binding; DNA-binding transcription factor activity, RNA polymerase II-specific
Source: RefSeq, a predicted model, not a curated record
AACAACCACGCUCCACAGAUCUGCUGAUGUAUCCACAGAGGAGGGCGGAGCUCACACACUUCUAGCUCUCGCCGGUGCCGUGGGAGGCGGUGCUGGUGGUCCCGGGUGACUUACUCAUCACCCAGCACUUCAUGACACAUCACACUGGAUUAACUUUGUUCGUUUCCCGCUGGCGUAAGGCCACGCCUCUCUCUCACCUGACACUUCCGCCUCCCCAGCUUCCGCCCGUCGUGACCCCGCCCACCUACCCGUAUUAGCCAAUCACCGGUCACAGAGUCACGGGUGGUAGCUCCUCCCCGUGGCCAAUGGGAGCCGUGCUUCUGUUCUACCUGUCUGGUGAAACCAAUAAGAUCGAGUAUCCCUUUGUCUUAACGUGGCGCGCUGAUCCAUAGGAACAGCAGGUGGCGGAGGUAGUCAGGUUAGGUAGUCAGUGUAUAUUUUGCGAAUGAGCGCAGGUGUAGUCACUAGUUAGUCGCAGGUGCGUGCGGAGCCUCUGCGCUGGGUGUGCGUCUUGUUCCUGCUGACCAGUGCGUCUCGUGUGAGCAUACUGAUCGAGUGUCCCACAACGGUAUUUAUCGGAGUUUACGACCCAGACUGACCACCAGAGUUGGAAGGACGCUGACGGGUGUCUCAUCGGCGUUGACGUGUUACUGUGUCUCCGUCCACCGACCACGCCAACGCGGUGACAAGUAAUGAUCCACAGCACACGAAUGACUCUCUUGUAGCUGUUGAGAAGCCGCUCCUCCAGUGCCCAUCUGCUGUCGGUAUUACCUCAAACAGCUGCUGCCUCCCGCCGCCACCUGCUCCAUGCUCAUCCCCAACAUCAGCGGUCAACCAACAGCCUUCUCCGUGCCCUCAUCCUCGUCCUCGAAUAAUAGGGAACCCCCCGCCAUGACGGCCUUACCCCCUGCCAUCCCCUACUACGCACCAGGGAGCCGUGACAUGUACAGUCCUGCGCGUCCCCUAGUGCUGCAGCCGCAGGCAGGAGUGCCGCCCGCCGGGGGAGGGGGAGCGCCCAUGGAAGGACUACGGUAUCCUCCUCCUAACGCUGCCGCCGCAGCUGCAGCAGCACGACACUACGACCUGGCGCAGCACGUCCUGUCCCAGCACACUGCCGCUAUGGCCAAGCUGCUCGGCACCAUCCGGCCGCCCGGGAUGAUCGGCGGCUCCAAGCCCAAGGUGGCCACGCCGCAGGUGGUGAACAAGAUCGAGCAGUACAAGCGCGAGAACCCGACCAUCUUCGCGUGGGAGAUUCGCGAGAAGCUCAUCUCUGAGAGCGUCUGCACCAACUCCACGGCGCCCUCCGUGUCCUCCAUCAACAGGAUCCUCAGAAAUCGAGCGGCGGAGAGGGCAGCGGCUGACUUUGCCCGCGCCGCCGGUUAUGGUCUGUACAACCCUUACGCCGCAGCCGGAGGUAUGGCAUGGUCUAAUCCAGCUGCUGCUGCUGCCGCCGCUGCAGCUGCGUCCUCCCCCAUCUGGGGCGGAGCAGGUGUGCCUCACGCGGCCCUUCCUGCUGCCUACACCUCCUCUGCAGCCGCUCACGCGGCGCUGGGCCUUCAUCCAGUCCAUGCCGAGAAACUAAGUCUGCCAAUGACGGGCCAUUCACACCAUGAACAAAGGCCAGAUGACGUGGACUGCGGCGAUCCCCGGGGCGAGGGUUCAGCGAGUGAGUGUGGGGACGACAGGCCGCCCACAGCCUCUUCCGCCCCUCCCACACCCGCGUCGCCCACAUCGUCCUCCACGCCUACUCCGACCAGCAAGAGUAAAAUAAGUUUUAGUGUUGAGUCUCGUCUGCUAUCGUCACCGCCACCCACCUCCGUCCAUCAGGGUCACUCAGCGAGCAGCCCGGCACAGCCCACCACCACAAACCCCGCCCACGCUGCCGCCGCCCACGAAGCUGGACCCCUGGUGGCGCGAGCAGUGCCGGGAUGGCGCUACCCUCGCUACCACCCUUGGCUGCACAACCUUACUCGAUAGGACUCCCAUGCCCCGCUGCGGUGCACCACCGUGGUACACUCCCUCGACAACGCAGUCUCUGCAUCACAUCUUUCGGCGUUCAAGGCAGCGCCCUCGUGGCCCUCCGAGCAUGUGACAGUGACUCGCUGCUGCCGUGACUGUAAGCUGCCACAGAGUAUCAAAGGCAAAAAGCAAGACUUUUGACUUAACAAUGUGAAAAGUGCUGCGUAUAUUCUACUGGAAAAUACAUAUUUUCAUGAGCACGGUGAAAAGUAAAAGUAGAAAAAACAUUUGAACACACACACACACACACACACACACACACACACACACACACACACACACACGGCAGGAGGCCAAGUGCUGCAGGAGUCAGCAGGGCAGACCACCGCGGCCGGGCAGUGACACGACUUUGUUUAUGUCGCCGCCGCCGUGUGCGUGCGUCGCGUCCGUCCAAUCUUUAGAUUCAAGAUCCAGCUGAAGGAAACACUCAAUACGGAUUCUUAGAGAUAAAUUAUGGAGAUGAUAUUGUAGCAUAACAAUCGGUAACAAUACAGUGUUCAAGGCUACAGUUUGUUCUUGUACAGGCAGGGCCGGUUCUCUAAACAAAUCGACAAUUUUCAUACCGAUACCUAUAAUCGCGCGCCCCGGUGCCCUGCCCUGCCGUGACGCUGGGUAGUCACGCACACAUCUCACAGACAAAUGAGCUUGGAAAAAAUCCAGUUGAACUCUCAUCCUGUGUACGCUUGCUUUCCCUGACUCAAGAAACUUGCGAGGCGCCGCUACGGGUAUUGCGUGGGCUCGUCGCGGCUCGCUUUUCCUGUGCCCAGAGUCAUCCAGAAGGCAGUCAAACACAAAGCGAUACUUGAACGUUCUCUUGUGCUUCUUUUGACAGGAAUUAACCCCUAUGAUUGUUGAGAAGCGCCUGAAGACAAUCACAAUAAAAAAGAAAGGGAGACUUACAGGACUGGAUACCCUCAUGUCGAAGACUGACAAGGACUGUCCACAUAGUCAUCGGUCCACCUGAACGACACUUGGCCAAGAGUUGAGUGCUCGGUGACCGUAUGGAGAUCCAGUUCACUGCAAUUUGUCUGUACAUUAUACGAGUGCCAACCAUUGUCCCUUUUAGCCCGUCUUAAUUUAAAAUAUAAUUGAAAAAAAUAUAAAACAU